GUUUAGUUCUGAGUGAACAUGUACCGACAGCGAUGUUGGUCGCUAGUUUGAACGACGAGUCGGUUCGGGAGGAGAGCGGUCGGUUCGUCGCGGCGUCGCUUAACGGAAAAUGGAGCCAAAGAAAGCUAGCUAGCAAAGUUACUGUGUACAGUAGAUAGCUGCGUGCGCGCGCGUGUGUGUGUGUCUGUGUGCGCGCGCACCCGCGUGUGUGUGUGUGUGGAGGUGUGAAGUUGGUUCAUAUCGGAGCUGCGGGUAUUUUACCAGUCCGAACAGAUCUGGAUAGAGAAGGACUGAUAACUGGGUGCUGGUUUUGAUACAGACCCGAGGCGCUCGGUGUGGAACAUGUUCUACUGGAGCUCGAUGGUUUUACGGCUGAAACGUGAUGCCGCCGUUUGCUGAGGCUGGUUUGGUAAGAUGAGAUGAUCCGAGCUGCUCGUUCAUUCCUGCUUCAUCAGAACACACUACACACACUCAUCGGUCUGCUCCAGGAAGUUCUCACCAGGUUCAAGUGUGAAUAGUUUGAAGUUUUACACAGGACGAAACUCUACUAAACGUCAGUCUUGCUGCUGGAUCUACAUUAGGAAUCAGGAAACGCUUCACAGCUCCAGCUUCAUGUUCUGAAUGAUCACAUACAGUUUAAGGUGUUUGGAAGAAAUCUGCAGCUUCUGAGGGAAGACAGGGCCUGAGGUUUUGUUUUCUGACCUCCACUCUCUCUGAUGGAGCUGCGUCUGGCCUCCUUGCUGCUCGUCAAGCUGCUGACCCUCCUGACCUCCAAGCCGGCGCCGUCCCAAGGCCAGAAUGUGUACACCAACUCGUGGGCCGUCCACGUCGGCGGAGGAGAGGAGGAAGCCGACCGCAUAGCCCAAAAACACAACUUCGUUAACCUCGGCAAGAUUUUUGGAGAAUACUAUCACUUCCGGCACCGCAGGGUUGUGAAAAGGUCUUUAUCAGAACACAGAGGAACACACGUCCGCCUGCACAGAGAACCCCAGGUGAAAUGGGCAGAGCAGCAGGUGGUGAGACGCAGGAAGAAGAGGGAUGUUUACUCAGAACCAGUUGACCCUAAAUUUGCCCAGCAGUGGUAUCUGUACAAUAGCAACCAUCGCGACCUGAAUGUGAAAGAAGCCUGGAAGCAGGGGGUUACCGGCCAGGGUGUGGUGGUGUCCAUAUUAGAUGACGGGAUUGAAAAGAACCAUCCGGACCUGGAGCGGAAUUAUGAUCCUGAUGCCAGUUACGAUGUGAACGAUGGAGACCCGGACCCUCAGCCUCGAUACACCCAGCUCAAUGAUAACAGGCAUGGAACCCGAUGUGCUGGAGAGGUUGCUGCAGUCGCCAACAACGACAUCUGUGGUGUCGGGGUGGCCUAUAAUGCCAAGAUCGGAGGAGUCCGCAUGUUGGAUGGAGAAGUGACCGAUGUGGUGGAGGCUCAGUCUCUCAGUCUCAACCCUCAGCACAUCGAUGUCUACAGCGCCAGCUGGGGGCCCGAGGAUGACGGCAAGACCGUGGACGGUCCAGCCAAACUGGCCAAGGAGGCUUUUCUGCGAGGAGUGACCGAGGGUCGAGGCGGACUGGGCUCCAUCUUCGUGUGGGCGUCGGGUAACGGCGGCCGGGAGAAAGACAGCUGCAACUGCGACGGCUACACCAACAGCAUCUACACGCUGUCGAUCAGCAGCAGCACGCAGUACGGUAACGUGCCCUGGUACAGCGAGGCCUGCUCCUCCACCCUCGCCACCACCUACAGCAGCGGAGGACUCACCGAGAAACAGAUCAUCACGACAGACCUGAGGCAGAAGUGCACAGACUCCCACACUGGCACCUCGGCGUCGGCUCCGCUGGCUGCUGGCAUCAUCGCCCUCGCCCUGGAGGCCAAUAAAAACCUGACGUGGCGGGACAUGCAGCACCUGGUCGUGAGGACGUCUAACCCCGCCCAUCUGAUCACUAACGACUGGAAGACCAACGGCAUCGGACGCAAAGUAAGCCACUCUUAUGGCUACGGCCUGCUCGAUGCUGCUGCCAUUGUGGCCCUUGCCAGAAACUGGACCAAUGUGGGCCCCCAGCAGAAGUGUGUGAUCUCCAUGGUGUCGGAGCCCCGGAACAUCGGCACCCACCUGGUGAUCACCAAGAGCGUGGACGCCUGCCUGGGAAAGCCGAACUUCGUGAGCUCUUUGGAACACGUGCAGGCUCAGCUCACUCUGUCCUACAACCGGCGUGGAAACCUGGCCAUCCACCUGAUCAGCCCACAGGGUACCCACUCCACCCUGCUCGCCCCCAGACCUCAUGACUAUUCUUCGGAAGGUUUUAACGACUGGGCCUUCAUGACCACCCACUCGUGGGACGAGGACCCGCGGGGCGAGUGGACCCUGGAGAUCGAGAACGUAGCCGAAAGCAACGACUACGGGACUCUGACCCAGUUCACCUUGGUCCUGUACGGCACUGCGUCCACCUCAGCUGGAUCAUCCACACCAGACUCGAACCCGCUCCCUGAAGACGGCUGUAAGACAGUUGACCUCAGUCAGAUAUGCACAGAGUGCAACCCAGGCUUCUACCUGUAUCAGCAGAUCUGUGUGCGCGAGUGCCCGGCAGGCUUCACCCCCGUCCCCCAGCCCGAACCUCCCUCUGAUAACGAGCUGGAACCCGUCCCGCACCCGGCCUGCAUGCCGUGCCACGAACAGUGCCUCACCUGCAGCGGCACGGGGCCGAAAGCCUGCCUGUCCUGCCCGCCCCACAGCCACCUGGACCCUGACACGAGCACCUGCCUACACCAGAACCAGAUCCUGCGAGAGUCUCCCGACGCCGGUUUGUACUCGCCUCGCAACAGCGCCGCGUCCAACGGCCUCGACCAGAAGCUCUCGACUAGCCUGCCCGUCGCCGUGGCGGUGCUCUGCUGUGCCUUAAUCGUCGCCACGUUCGUGGGCGUGUUCGGGCUGCUUCAGCUUCGCUCGCGCGGCCUCAUCGCGCUGUACGGGGCCGAGUCCGCCGCUCCAGGCUCGGUCGCGCGCUCCGGCGCCUUCGGACUGAGCAUGAGCCGCAGCAACGUGGUUUUCUACAAGGGCAUCCCCACCAUGUGGAACGAGAACGGGGGCAACAACACGGACUCGGAGAACGACGAGUACGACGUCCAUAACGAAAGGACUGCCUUCAUCAGAACACAAAGUGCUCUUUAACCAUCUCACGCAGCCACUUCGCUUUCUAGCUUCUCCAGGCGUUUUCUUUCCUUCUCUAGCACGGGUUCUUUAUUUUCCUGCUUUUCUCUGGGUUCAGUCCUGCUGUUUUAUUUAUUUUUACACGUUUCUGUUAGCGGUGAGGUGAAGGUCAGGGUCACACCGAACACGCCUGCUUGUUCGGUCACUGUGACUCUAUAGGAAAGCCUCCGAGCACUGAGUGGCUGAAGGGUGGCUACAGAUUCUGCUAUAAUAAAGAACCUAAUCGUCAUUUAGUGUCUUUUUCUUUUUAUUUCAGUCCUACAGCAAAUUGCCCUUUGAGAUUUGAAGGAAUAUUCUGGCAUUUUUGACUUAAACUAUCUGUAUCGUAUAUCUGUACCACAUCUGUAUCAUAGAACAGAUGUUCACAGUGUCAUUUUGUCUUGUACUGAGAAGAGACUGGUGUACACGACACGUAGCGUGGCGUUUUAUUACCCACACGAGUCCAGGAGCCUGAUUUUAAGACCAAAUAAACAUUUGAAUAUAAUAUUUGACGUUAAUAUUUCGAUCUGAUAAAAUGCCGCUGAGAUCUCGAGCUGGAAUUUCAGCUGCUCUACCGACCAUACAAAAUGCCAUCCCUACCAAAAUAGGGGUGAGGAAGGAAAAUAAUAAAUUUAUUCUGAAAAAUAAGCGGGAUAUUCCGCUAGCACACCAGCACCGAGGUUCUGAACUCCUCGGUUUGAAACUCUAGCGUUUCUGCUGGGGUGGGAUGACCGGACUAUGUGGGCGGGGUCUUCAAAACGCUGUGUAAGGACCCUGAUUAGCAGAUAGAGGCGCCUGUGCAGAAUGCACGGGAUAAAAAGGGUUCCGCUACGGACUGCACGUGGGUCGGAGGAGGCGUGAGCAGCAGUAUACCCACCUCGACUGCAAUCAGGGAUCCACCAGCAGCGGAAGACAGAUUGACUACGACAACAUGGGAGAAAAUGCAUAAAUAAAAUAGAUUUGUGAACACUUUGUCUACUUCUGCUCUUAUUUAAUUAUCACAGAGCUUCGGGCUGGUACAUUUUGAGCUCUUUUCUCAGUACAGGAGGACUUGUUGAAAUGUUUGUCUGUGGUAAGCGUACAGAUGCUGAUUACAGAAAUAAGAAACUAAAAUGCUGGAAAGUUCAUCGAGUUAAACUGUAAGUGAAGCAUCAGAGCUGCACGAGGACAGUGUGUGAGAUUAUUAAUUCCAACUGAUUCGUUAGUGGAUCACGGAAUAAAUCAUCAAGGGUCUACAAAGCUGGAUUUUCUAUUUCCUCGUGCUGAGGCCUUUUCUAAACCCUGAGUCUUUAAAUUCACAGAGAUUAACGUGCAGACGUUCGUCCGUGUGACAUUCUACGUCUGUUGUUUUAUUUCUGAAAGCAUCUGACGUGGCAGUAACCGCAUGAUCUGAUAUCUGAUCAUCUCUUAUUAUUUCUGCAGCUCAGCAUCAAGACGGCGCUCGAUUAUAGAUCUUAAUCUCCUGUUUAGUUUCCGUCACCUUUAUAUCAUGUACAUGUGGUGGGUGAUUAACUCCGUAACUCUUUUAACGAAUGAAACAAGGGCUCAAGCUAAAUCAGACGUGAUUCGUUCACAUGCUUCAGGCAGGAAUGGAUUUAUUUAUUAUUAUCGGAUUGUUUUGUGUGGUUUAGUAAAGUCUUUUAGUCUGAGCGAUGACGUCACAGCCGACUCUGUACUAAGAAGACUUUCCACAAGGUUUAGAAGUGUGCCUGUAGAAAUUUGUGCCCAUGUCACAGAAGAGCUACUGGACAAAAUGUGUAGCACACGAUAGAGUGCUCGAUAGCAUUGAGGUCAGAGUUUUAUACAAGCCACCAAACUCAUCAUUAAAUCAUGGUUUUUUUUUUCACCUCGCUUGUGUGCUUGUGUGGUACAAACUAAAGUUUCUCUUAGUGAUUCAUAUACACCUGUUGGCAAGGACUGUGUCCAAGACACCUGAACUCAGUAAUUAGAAGGGGUGUCCACAUACUUUUGCACAUAUAGUCGCCUCAUUUAAAAAAACAGAAGGAAACGGAUGUAAUCGCUCUUAUCAUUUUUAUUCUUUUGUUGUAUUUAAUCAGAGCUGAAUUAGCAGGUCACUUGUUUUUAAAUAUUUCACACACACACACACGUCUUUGCUUUGCUUUUCGCUGCUGUGUUUCCUGUCGCUCAAUCACGUUUCUUUACUGAGUCUGCUGCUGUAAACCGUUGUACCAUUUAAUACAUGGAGACAAAGUGAACACAUUACCAUAAUGCCUCAAAAUCAUUCAGUCUACAGUUUGUUUUAUUAUUUUUGUUUGUUUGUUCGUUUGUUUGUUUGGUUUGUGGUGGUGGUGGGGGACUGUACACUUUGGAGAAAUAGGAUUUUAUUCUCAGUCCUUCUUUAUUUAAUCGGUUAAAUUGGGAGUUCUACAUUUGAGUAAAUUCUAGUUUAGGAAAUCAGACAUUCCCCGACGUAAUUCCACCCUGCCUGGAGGGAUUCUCCUCCUCUCGGAAACUUUAGGAUUGUUUACUUUACUUCUUUCUUACCUCAGAAAUUGUUUCUUUUAUUUAGCACAAUAGCAUUUUGUUGUAUAUGUUGUACUUGUAUAUAUUCACGAUUUUGUUCAUGUUUUCCUCCUUGAGUCUGUCGAGUUCAGUACAUAAAUCCACUGCACAAUCACACACACUAAAGAAAUACAUGACAUGCAGUACAUGUUAACAUACACCAGAUCAGUUUAACUAGAGCUCUUUAUUAGGAAAGGUUCAGAUAUGUCAUGCUAAAAUGCAUUCAGGUGUUUCAUUUCUGUCUUGGUUUGGUUCUGUCGGAUCAAAAGUCCAACAUGAUGUAAAGCUCUUACCUGAUUGGAUAAACUGAGGCUGCCGAGGAUCCCUGAUAAUAUGAGCCCAAAAUGUCACCGUGAAGUGAAGAACAAGUGAAGAAGUUUCAACCCUGUUUGAGCCACUAUGAGAUUUAGCUGAUUAUCCUGUGAGGUUGUAUUUUUAUACACUGGCUCAUAUACAGAAUUCUAAUGUAUAACUCACUGGAGGCAGAGAAUCUGAAACGCUCCAGCAGAACCCACAUCAGGUUUUGGGAGGCUGAUUCUGUGUUCGGUUCUUCCCCCAGAUGUGAAAUAUCUUAUAAAAUCACGGCUGGUUCUGCCAGACUGGUUCUUUAUGAAAGUCCAGGCCAUGCAGGUGACUAAAACACUUUAUAAUUAAUUCAGUUUAGCAUUGUGUUGGUUUCUGGUCAAGGACGCUGGGUUUGGUGGAUUUUCAUGUCCCAGUCAUGUGAACCUGGUCUGUGUGAGGUGAACGUGGCUCGGGUCCCAGUCGUGUCCCCCACUGAGUCUCUCACAUCGAGCUUUUCUCCAUCCGCCCAGUUCUAAUGAGAACCCGCAUCCAGACUUUGAUGGAUCUGAGAUAGGAUUAGACUACAUUCAUGUAAACCGUUUUUUUUGCUGCAUUAUUAUCAUGUAAUUUAAAAACCUUUUUUUAUUUUACCUUUAUUUAAUUGUUGUCUAUAUGAAUUAUUAAUUCUAUAAAAAAUAAAGAUCUAUGCAAAUUAUAA
Trichomycterus rosablanca is the source of this 6708-nucleotide messenger RNA. RefSeq names its product furin (paired basic amino acid cleaving enzyme) a (gene furina). Gene Ontology annotation, molecular function: serine-type endopeptidase activity. Gene Ontology annotation, cellular component: Golgi membrane; trans-Golgi network. Bases 717 to 3164 code for a protein of 815 amino acids. The record is from RefSeq and is a predicted model, not a curated record. Gene Ontology annotation, biological process: peptide hormone processing. NCBI's taxonomy places the organism in Eukaryota, Metazoa, Chordata, Actinopteri, Siluriformes, Trichomycteridae. The transcript is spliced from 16 exons.